Molecule: messenger RNA, 897 nt
Organism: Ostreobium quekettii
Lineage: Eukaryota; Viridiplantae; Chlorophyta; Ulvophyceae; Bryopsidales; Ostreobiaceae
Source: the annotation of a GenBank genome assembly
AUGUCGUUCGACCUCACCCAUGUCACGGACAUGAGCUCCAGCUUCACCAUAUCGGAUGACAUGUCCGGUAGCUUCCAUACGGGCGAGACACCGACCUCCAACCUGUCCGCCUUUGAGAGCUCGGCCUUCGGCAGCGGCAGCUCGGUCCUGUCGGCGUUCGAGCCGCCAACAGACGAUCCGCUGGGCCUCGGCCAGGCGGCGGCGCUCGCGCACCUGCUGGAGGAGCAGUCGGCGACCGAUGCCAGCCUGGAGGAGCUCGAGGCGGUGAUCUCGAAGCUGCAGGCGAUUUAUCUGUACCGUCAGGGUUUGAAAGCUCUCACAGAGGAGCGCAUCCCGGGGCUGGGCGAGUCCUCAUCCGCCUGCGUCAACGCUGCCCUGCCCCCCGAGCUCCAGGCGGCCAUGCUGGCCGGCGUCAGGGCGCCCAGCAACCGCUCCGACUCCUUCAGCUCGGCCGUGCCCGGCUCGCCGAACUCCAUAUGGCGGAUGAACGCCGCGACGGACAUCCCCACGCUGCAGUACCCCUCGGGCAGCGUCCUGCCCACCGGGGGCGGCGACUUCACCUCGUCCCUGGCGCAGCUCCAGUACCAGCUUCACCAGGACAUGGUUCGGAGCCGAAGCGGGACCCGCCACAACCGCUUUCCACGACGCAGAACCCACCGUCGCCAGGCCAGCAGCCCCGCGGCUCUGCGCCCGCCCCAGUGGGCAGACCCCUCGUGGCACCCCAUGACGGCGGUGCUGGCCAAGGGCGACCUGGCGGGCGCUGGGACGGGGGUGUUCAUACCCGCCACAAGCCCCGGCGGUGAUGGCAAGCAAAGGGAGAUCGACGACCCCAGUGCAGACACUGCUGGUGCAAAGAUGGCAACGGCGAAUGACCUUCCCGCAGAGUGGAUGUACUGA